This is a messenger RNA of Ilex paraguariensis (yerba mate), 681 nucleotides long. NCBI's taxonomy places the organism in Eukaryota, Viridiplantae, Streptophyta, Magnoliopsida, Aquifoliales, Aquifoliaceae. The record is from the annotation of a GenBank genome assembly.
AUGAGCCCUGCAAAGUUUGAUGAAGGUGAACAGACUAGAAUGGUGAUCAAUGGUCCACGUCCAUCGCCAUUGAAGAUCAACAAGGAUUCUCAUGUUAUUCAAAAGCCAUCAUCUUCGUUGCUGCCGAUUAACAUUAAUUCUGGUCAAGCUGCGGCUGCCAUAAAGCAGCAAAACCCCAUUGCAAAUCAUCAACUGAGAAAACCAGUAAUCAUUUAUACCCAUUCUCCGAAGAUCAUCCACACGAAGGCUAGAGAUUUCAUGUCAUUGGUGCAAAAACUCACUGGUCUUUCGCGAUCUGAAGAUGAAACUGCACAAGGUGAUGAUCAUCAUCAUCAGAAGAACAAUCAUCAACCGAAGCGUAGUUACGACAUGAAACCUCCUUUGAGUCGCGAUGAGAACGAGUCGUCUUCGGAUAUUACUGAUGAGAAAUAUUGUGUUGGGGUUGGGGGUAAGGCUGAUGGCAGAGAGGAGAACACAUCUUCAACCUCUCCAAUAUUCAAAUUUCCUAGUAAUAACAAUUCAUUCUUGGCUGAUAUACCUCUCUUCACCCCGAAUUCGAGUGAUUUCUUUAGCUCACCCAGGCCUAAUUUCAGAUUCCUUGAGACAAACAUAUCACCAAACUGGAGUAAUAUGAUACCACCUUCUUUUCUGGAGGUCAUGAAAGACCUCCCAGAAUAUUGA